AUGGCUCCUGGAAGAAAAGGAAAUCAUUUGCUUCCAGUAAAUCGUUUAUCCAAACCUCGGCAAGAAUCAAGUCAAUCGGCAAAGGAGUUGUCAGAAUGGGAAGAAGCUGAAGAAGAAUAUUGUGUAAAACAAUGCGACCUGCUUGUUCAAGCACUCACCCAGCCGCCAGUUCCUGCUCUACCGACGGCUGCAACUGAGGAUCCUCAUGUUCUACACGGGGACGAAGGCUUGCACAACAACGGGAACGAAGGUUUUUUUGGAAUUGAUUACGACCAGCCCAACACACCUUCUUAUGACGAUACUGAUUCAGGGACAGAAUCCGAUGAUUCUGAGCAGUCAAUUGCUUCAAAUCCGGGCGGUGUGGUCACUCCAAUGGCAGGUGAUUAUAAUCGAAGACGUCGAAUCCGAGAGGUACAACAAUGGGAGAACAUACUCGAACCAAUGUUCAAGGUGUUCAUGCAAUGCAAGCUACUCACAGUUGAUUGGAGUCAAGGUGAAACUUGGAAUUUUGAUUCAAAAACUCAAUGUCGAUGCUCAGCGGCGAAGAGACGAAUCAGGCACCUUGAAUUGGUAGAUAUUUUAACGGUCGAGUUCUGCACGUGCCAAUCAGACCAAGUCCGGCUGAUCCAAAUGGGCUACAUCGGCGGAUCUCCAGUCCUGCCGGAAAUUGCUUUCUCAUUAAGACUUCUCCGGCUACACGAUGCCCUCUGGAGGUUUUGCUGUAUUCGAACACAUCCAUUUGCUCAAGCACUUGAUUUUUUUCACCGAGUGGCCCUAGGAUUUGUAGAGGAUAUCACAAAAAAGCUGCAGAGGUGGGGAAGACAGUUUUCUUGUGCAGUAGAUGCGUACCGACGCUUGAUUCAAGUGAAAGAAGAUCUUGGUACCCGUGCAAUGGAACUUUCGCCAAAGGAAAAGCUAGGGGCCAAUUGCCCACGCUGUUUUGGCGAGAAUAUUUAUGCUAAGAAAAAUGGUGAACCAGACUAUGUAGUCUGUGUUGAUGGUAACUUUCAACAAAGACGACACAUGUCAGCCAGUGUUGAGGUGAAAGAGAUUGAGAUUCGUUAUCCAACUCUCUUUCUACAUCCAACACAGGUCAAUAAGUGGGAAAAUGUACAUCCUAGCUCUGCGGAUGACACCCCGGAUCCUUGCACGCAGAUGCAUACUGCUGCCAAUGAUUCACGGAGUGCCGCCACGUGGCGUGCCUGCGACGACACAGGGUUACUGGCAAUGGUUUGUCGACAUGACCAUGCAUUGGCCUUUGUGAAUAUAGUCCAAAGUGGUGAAAAAUCAUAUUUUGCCCAUUCUCUCACUGACUGGCUCCUCAAGCAGUUGGACGAAGCAGAUUCAAAGGUGUUAUUUCUCUACGACAUUGGAUGCAACAUCGAGAAGGGUCUACUUGAUACUGACUUUACAUUGCAAACAUUGGAUGUAGCAUAA
Molecule: messenger RNA, 1437 nt
Organism: Melampsora larici-populina 98AG31
Lineage: Eukaryota; Fungi; Basidiomycota; Pucciniomycetes; Pucciniales; Melampsoraceae
Exons: 6
Coding region: 1-1437 (478 amino acids)
Source: RefSeq, a predicted model, not a curated record